Molecule: messenger RNA, 2848 nt
Organism: Harmonia axyridis
Lineage: Eukaryota; Metazoa; Arthropoda; Insecta; Coleoptera; Coccinellidae
Gene: l(3)77CDf
Product: phosphatidylserine synthase
Exons: 2
Coding region: 206-1510 (434 amino acids)
Biological process (GO): phosphatidylserine biosynthetic process
Molecular function (GO): L-serine-phosphatidylethanolamine phosphatidyltransferase activity
Source: RefSeq, a predicted model, not a curated record
UUAAAGAUCGACUGUCGGCUGUGCUAUAGACAUCUGUGGCUGUUAUUACUAACCUAUUAAUAUUAUUGAUCUAUUCUCGAAGAUCUUUUUGAAACCGACUAUUAGAACAAUUUGUUGUGUAAUUUUGUGUUGAUUGCGUGAUUCAAAUGUAAAAAAGUUCGAAUUUUAUUUAAUAAAGUGUAUGUUAUAAAAUUUAUGUGAAAAUAUGAUGGAGAAAGGUGUGAAAACUAAAACUGCUUCAACCGAUGUGAGGACUAGAAUUGAUAGUUUUUUCACUAUCAAUGAAAAACCGGUAGACGAUAUAUCUUUAGGAAUAUUCUAUAAUCCACAUACAAUUACACUUCUCGCUGUAUCGAUAGCUCUACUAGUUUAUUUCGCUUUUGUAAGGGACACACAAAACCUGGAAGAUAACAUCUGGGCUGGUAUCCAAAUAUGUGUAUUUUUCUUCUUAGUGAUCUCCAGUCUAGCUUUUCCAAAUGGACCAUUCACCCGUCCCCAUCCAGUUGUGUGGCGGUUAGUUUUUGGAUUGAGUGUUUUAUAUUUACUCCUUUGUAUAUUUUUGCUCUUUCAAAACUUGGAAACUGUUCAGAAUAUAAUUUAUUGGUUCGAUCCUGAUUUGAGGAACUUCCACAUAGACAUGGACAAAGAGUAUGGUGUUAACUGUUCAGACAUCACAGCAGAAAGAAUUUGGAGUCAUGUGGAUGUUUUUGCUGUGGGACAUUAUCUCGGAUGGCUGUUCAAAGCUAUACUUAUUAGGCACAUGGGCAUCUUAUGGGCCAUAAGCUGCAUGUGGGAGAUAACCGAAAUCGCCUUUGCUCAUUUACUACCAAACUUCAUAGAAUGUUGGUGGGAUGCCAUAAUUUUAGACGUUAUUGUCUGUAAUGGCUUUGGUAUCUGGUGCGGACUGAAGAUAUGCCAGAUGUUGGAGAUGAGAGAAUAUCGUUGGGUUGGAAUAAGAGAUAUUCACUCAACCACUGGAAAAAUCAAGAGGGCGGUCCUUCAGUUCACUCCUGAGAGUUGGACCUCUGUCCGCUGGUUAGAUCCUAAAUGUUCCUACAUGAGAAUAAUAGCGCUGGUACAAUUGGUUAUAUUUUGGCAAACAUCAGAAUUGAACACCUUCUUUUUGAAGCAUGUUUUUGAGUUGCCAUCCAAUCACCCUUUUGUUAUAGGAAGGUUGAUCUUGAUCGGUAGUUUCGUAGCACCUUCAGUUCGUCAAUAUUACAGUUAUGUUACAGACACCACUUGUAAGCGUGUAGGCACUCAAUGUUGGGUGUACGGUUGUAUCAUGGUAGCUGAAGCCUUGUUAUGUAUAAAACAUGGUAGAGUAUUGUUUGAACGUACUCAAGCUCUCAAUAUUAUAUUAUGGUUAUGUAUUAUGUUUAUAGUAUCCACGGGCUGUGUUAUUGGUUGUGUUAAGUAUCAUAAAUAUUUCGACAAAGAUGUACCCACCUCAGGUUCUAUCAAAAGUACAAAUGAAGUUGAGGAAACUCGAAAGAAGAAGUCAGAAUAGAUAAAAAUAAAAUAUCUAGUCCAUGUGUCAAUAGUACAUUAUUGCAAUUUUUCAAAGUCUGUUUUUUAUGGUUUUUCUUUUCCAUGAACAGUUUGGACAAUUUUAGGUCAUUUUCCAGUUGUUUAAUUCAAUUAAGUCUUUGCAUCUUGAAUCCUCAUUGCAACCUUUAUCAGAAUGUUUUGCAUUAAAUAUACUAUAUAAUUAAGAAUACCUUUCUGCAUAAUAUGGAUCCUUUAGUGGCUAAAAUCGAAUCGAAACUUGAUAGAAAAUUAUAUUUCUAGUUGAAAUUUUUAGUAAUAAAAGCUAAAACUAAUUUAUAUAAAAAGAAGUUAUUUUACUGUAAUGUUAGAACACCCUUUUCUAAUAUCAAUGGAGGAUUUACAACAUAUUUUACCAAUUCUCUGAUUUAGGUUUUGGAUUAUGUUUAAAAUGGCCAAGUCUAACGCGAAUAUUCUUUUCAAAUAAUCUUCUAGUUGAUCUAUGUAUAAAGAUUUAUUUGGUGUAUGAAAGCCUUUUACAGCUUAAAAUACAUUAUAAAUAAUACAAGAAUAAAUUAUUUUCUAGGGGGAUGAGAUGGUAUCCCUUGUACAGAAUGAAUUUGUAUAUUUCAUUUUCUUUACCAAAGAAUUUAAAAUUUUCUCUCACAUUACAUUUUUUUCUAUUAUAUGUAUAUUGAAAGAGAAUUAUUGUCUUUUACCUGAUCCUAAUGUUCUGUUCAUUUUUUUCUUGAAGUGUAUAGAGCUUUGAAGUUGAAUAUUUUAAGGUAUUAAAUUUCCUCAAGAUUUGGAAACAUAUUUUCCGAUGUGGAUAUUUAGAAGACAGCUUUAAGUUCUGUAUAUAAUUUUUACAUUCUUGACUGGAGAUACUUGAAUUUUUUUCCAUUCUCUUUGUCUCUCCUUGACAGAAGUUUAUCUUUGAUUAAUUAAAAGUAGAAUAGCUUUAUUUAGCAAAUAGUUAUUCAACACAAACAGUUUCACCAAUUACAUAUUGAUUUCAUCAGGUGAAUGUUAGUAACCAAACAAUUUUUGUGUUGAAUAAAUUUUUGCAGAAAUGAAGUAGUUUUACUUUUAAUCAAUCCAGUUUCUGGUUUACUAUAAAAAGUUAAUUGUUUCUUUGAGGCUUAUACACUUUUAUCAAUAAAGUCCGAUUUUUGGAUAGAGAAUUAACGGUAUCCAACUUAAAGUGCCAUAUUUAGUUUAAUAUUACAAUCACCCCAUGUUUAUAUCAUAAAUUUGGACAACUUGUAAACUGUGAGUUUAUUUAAAUAUUUUUAUUACACUUCACUUGGGUAGCAAUAAAAACGAAUUGUUGAAAUUGAAUUAAAAAGUGGCAAUGUUA